This is a messenger RNA of Lycium ferocissimum, 1019 nucleotides long. RefSeq lists its product as uncharacterized. Bases 312 to 884 code for a protein of 190 amino acids. The record is from RefSeq and is a predicted model, not a curated record. Lineage: Eukaryota; Viridiplantae; Streptophyta; Magnoliopsida; Solanales; Solanaceae. The transcript is spliced from 5 exons.
UGGCCGCCAAUUUCUUCAUUCCUCUUUGGACGCUAAGUUUUCAGUUUACCCUGUGCUUUAACUCUUAAUUACAAUUCUACCAUUUUGCUUAUAUGAUCCCUGUUGGUCACCGGAAAAUCAAGACUAGCCUCCAUCUCCUAUUCCUUCACUACUUCAGGGUAGAAUUAAGCUUAUUGUUGAUUUGUAGAUGUACUUCAUGUAACGAAGUUAUUUGCAAGUAAUUACUGUUGUUUAACUAUGAUGUCAUCUCCGAGAAUGGGUUGAAGGUGUUGGUAACAAAGCUAUUUGUAAGCAAUUACUGUUAUUAAACUAUGAUGCCAUCUCCAAGAACUCACCACCGGAGAGGUAGUAACGACGACAAGAAUCCAACGAAAAUUAGGUUAUCGGAGAAAUCCAAGUCGUUUCACGGACAGACCUCAGGUAGCAGCAGUAAGCCUGAGUUGUUACGAAGGCCGAAGACGGUGCCGGACUUGCUUGCCGGACGUAAAAGUGACUCGACGGCAGUGAACAUCAGGCCGAUGAAGAUGAUGAAGUUGCUGGUGAAUGUAACGAUUCAAAGAAGUGUUGGACCUGUACAGGUAUUAAUAUCGUUGGAAUCAACGGUGGUGGAUUUAAUUGCUGCUGCUUUGCAGCAGUAUUCGAAAGAAGGAAGAAGGCCAGUGCUUUCAUCUAUUGAUGCUGCUGAUUAUGACCUUCAUUACUCGCAAUUCAGCUUAGAAAGUUUGAAGAGGGAAGAGAAGCUCAAUGCUUCGGGGUCAAGAAACUUUUUUAUGUGCCCAAGAAAUGGUGGCCCAACGACAUCGUCUUCAAGCUGUGGAAAACAAGCUGAUACAUCUACCAAGAUACCUUUGCCAUGGCUCAAAUUCAUGGAUUUCUUGAUGUGAAACCAAUUAAUUUACAGCUUUGCAACUUAGUAAUAUUUUAUUUUAAUGAUAUUCUAAGUUUCGCUCGACCGUUUCUUAGGUUAAUUAUAGGCUGUUGACGGUCACAGAGCCAUUGUUUAUUAGUACUAGUAUUUU